Messenger RNA from Orbilia oligospora ATCC 24927, 1626 nucleotides. RefSeq lists its product as uncharacterized. The record is from RefSeq and is a predicted model, not a curated record. Gene Ontology annotation, molecular function: carbohydrate:proton symporter activity. NCBI's taxonomy places the organism in Eukaryota, Fungi, Ascomycota, Orbiliomycetes, Orbiliales, Orbiliaceae. Gene Ontology annotation, biological process: transmembrane transport; carbohydrate transport. Bases 1 to 1626 code for a protein of 541 amino acids. The transcript is spliced from 3 exons. Gene Ontology annotation, cellular component: membrane.
AUGGCCGAAACACGCUCCUCCAGCGACGGCGCCAACAAAGAGUUUGGCGGCGUCGUCAAGCACGAACAGAUUCACGGAAGGGAAGUCAAUGUCGAGAACGUCGCUCUCGCCGACGCUCAGGCUCGUUCCAAGCAGAACCCAUGGUCUGCUCGCUCGAUGCAAUUGUACUGCUUCUGCUUGGUUGCUACCCUCAACUCUUGCAUUAACGGUUACGACGGUAUGGUUUUGGGUAACAUCAACUCUAUGCAACCUUUCUUGGACUACUUCGGUCUUCCAAAGGGUGGUGGUUCCCAAACUGGUAUCUUCUUCUCUAUCUACAAUAUCGGUGGUAUCGUUGCUACUCCAUUCGUCGGCCCCAUGGUUGACAUGUGGGGACGUCGUUGGGGUAUGGUUAUCGGUGCUGCUCUUAUCGUCCUUGGUUCGCUCGUUCAGGGAGCUUCCCAGGGCAGGGCUCAAUUCAUUGUCGCUCGUUUCAUCCUCGGUUUCGGUGUCAACAUCUCUGCCUCCGCUGGUCCAGCCUACGUCGUCGAAAUCGCUCCACCAUCGUGGCGUGGUGCCGUUACUGGUGUCUACAAUACUUUCUGGUUCAUGGGUGCCAUCCCAGCUUCCUGGGUCACCUACGGAACUGGUCUCCACCUCCCCAACUCUGAUCAGUGCUGGAGAAUCCCACUUUACCUCCAGUGUGUUUUCUCUGGUUUCGUCUUGAUCUUCUCUCUCCUCCUCCCAGAAUCCCCACGUUGGUUGUUCGCCAAUGACCGUCAUGAUGAGGCUCUCGCCGUUCUCGCCAAGUACCAUGGUGAGGGUGACCCGAACGAUCCUAUCGUCCAGCUCCAGAUCCGCGAAUUCCAGGAAGGUAUUUCCAACGAUGCUUCUGACAAGAAAUGGUGGGAUUACCGUGAGCUCUUCAACAGCAGGGGCAAUCUCUGGCGUAUUCUCAUGGUCUUCCUCAUGGCUUUCAUUGGUCAAUGGUCCGGUAACGCUGUUAUCUCCUACUUCAUGCCUUUCGCUCUCGAGGGUGCCGGUGUCAAGGAUCCAGAUACCCAGCGUCUUCUCUCUGCUUUGAUGACUGUCGUCCAGUUCAUCUUCGCUCUCGUCGGUGCCUCCAUUGUCGAUCGAUUCGGUCGUCGUACCCUCAUGUUCUACGGUGAAUGCAUGUUCACUAUCUACUUCGCCAUCAUUACUGCUCUCUCCUCCCAAACUGACCCAGUCACCAAUACCUUCCCCAACAAGAACAUGUCCAACGCUGUUAUCACCUUCAUCUACCUCUUCGGUGUCACUUACUCCAUCACCAUCACCCCUAUGCAGGCUUUGUACCCUGUCGAAUGUCUUAAGUACGAAACUCGUGCUAAGGGUAUGGCUCUUAACGGUCUCUUCAUCGGUGUUGCCGGUUUCUACAACUUGUUCGUUACCUCCAUCGCUCAAGUCAACAUCGGAUGGAAGUACUACUACUGGUUUAUCGCUGAGAACGCACUCGCUGCCUUCCUCAUCUUCUUCAUCUUCGUUGAAACCAAGGGUCGUACUUUGGAACAGUUGGACGAGGUCUUCAAUGCACCAAACCCCAACAAGGCUUCCCGUUCCAAGCAACACGCCGAAAUCGAGAAGGGUGUCGGCGCCGUCGCUGCUUAA